This is a messenger RNA of Lynx canadensis (Canada lynx), 1190 nucleotides long. It is a transcript of the gene GSTZ1, whose product is annotated as glutathione S-transferase zeta 1. The transcript has 9 exons. The coding region runs from base 117 to 767 and encodes 216 amino acids. Lineage: Eukaryota; Metazoa; Chordata; Mammalia; Carnivora; Felidae. Gene Ontology annotation, cellular component: mitochondrion; cytoplasm. The record is from RefSeq and is a predicted model, not a curated record. Gene Ontology annotation, molecular function: maleylacetoacetate isomerase activity; glutathione transferase activity. Gene Ontology annotation, biological process: L-phenylalanine catabolic process; glutathione metabolic process.
AACAGAAGUGUAAGUUCUGACGUGUCGGGGUCUCACAGGGCCACAGCCGUCGACGAGUCGGAGAGUCCCAGACGUGAAGUCUCCGGGCCUGGAAGAGGGGUGGCCCGAGGUGCGAGAUGCAAGCGGGGAAGCCCAUCCUGUACUCCUAUUUCCGGAGCUCCUGCUCAUGGAGAGUUCGAAUCGCUCUGGCCUUGAAAAGCAUCGACUAUGAGACGAUCCCCAUCAACCUCAUAAAGGAUGGAGGCCAGCAGUUCUCUGAAGAAUUCCAGGCACUGAAUCCCAUGAAGCAGGUGCCGGCCCUGAAGAUCGAUGGCAUCACCAUUGGCCAGUCACUGGCCAUCAUUGAGUACCUGGAGGAGACUCGGCCCACUCCACGACUCCUGCCUCGGGACCCGAAGAAGAGAGCCCACGUGCGCAUGAUUUCCGAUCUCAUUGCCGGCGGCAUCCAGCCCCUGCAGAACCUGUCUGUCCUGAAGCAAGUGGGACAGGAGAACCAGCUGACCUGGGCCCAGAAGGCCAUCACUUCUGGCUUUAACGCUCUGGAGCAGAUCCUGCAGAGCACAGCAGGGAGGUACUGUGUGGGAGACGAGGUGUCCAUGGCUGAUCUCUGCUUAGUGCCUCAGGUGGCAAACGCUGAAAGGUUCAAGGUGGAUCUCACUCCCUACCCUACCAUCAGCCGCAUCAACAAGACGCUGCUGACCUUGGAGGCUUUCCAAGUGUCUCACCCCUGUCGGCAGCCAGAUACACCCCCUGAGCUGAGGGCCUAGCCCUCAAACUGUACCCCGUGGGUGAGGGGGCAGGAAAGGGGUACAGGAGCAGAAGCUAGGUAGGCUGAACAGGCCUGGAAACAGGCAAGCCCUAGGUGGAGAAGCAGGAAAUUUGAACUCCUAGCCCUUGAACUUGAAGUCUAGCCCUGGAUCUGCCUUCCCACUGAACCUCUUUGUGCUUCCAGUACCCACAGUCUGUCGAAUGUGGGUAGGGUGGGGGAGAGGAUGCUGAGAGGGAGGAAGGCAGGAACAUUACCUAUUACGUAUGUCAUGGGCAGUCAUGAAGAUGCAGGCACAGUGUAGACUAAAAUGCCUAGCAAGUUCACCGGAGAGAAGUCAGGAAGCCCGAGCGCCUCUUCCCUUCCCUGAGACUGUAUCUGACUGCAAAGAAUGUCCACACUGAAAUACGGUAAUUAAACUGAA